AUGGCAGAUCCAAUAAUCUCGGAGGUGGAUGUACCUGUAACUACAGGCAAACCCGAUUCAACGGAGCAAAAUGACAUCAAUAUCAAGACAGAACAGACGAUGGAAGCUUUGGAAGAUAGGAUCGAUAAGGCGUAUGGUUUAGUUGAACAUAGAUUCCAAGAGCUUUGGAAGGAGACUAGUGACAAUGUUCAUUUGUUGAAUGAUAAAUACCACUUGGAUGAGUACAAGGACAACCUACGUAACCAAUUGAGCACGAUGAAGGAAAGUUUGCGUGAUAGCAAGAAUGUGAAAUCCGUCACCGAUAGUUUGAAGUCGUUUGAGAAACAAGUGGAAAAUUUGAAAUUGGAAGAUCGUCUACGAAUAAAGGAUUUUUCCAAAACCGCGAGUAACGCCUUGGAUGUCAUUGAUUCGAAAUUGGAACUAGUUGAGAAUGAAGCUAGCAAAUACAUUUCGUCAUUUACUUCAUUUUUUUCAAACAUCAUUUCCAUUUCAGACCCAGACGUUGGCAAGGAGGCUCUGCAAAGCACAGAAACCUUGUUCAAUUCUAAUUUGAACCAGCAUGUAAACUAUGGUACAUCUCGCUACGACACAGAUUUGUUGAAACUUCAUACGCAGCAUCUGUUUUACACGAGUGAUGCAUGCGACGUUGCAGAAGAUUUGAAAAAUUUCAAUGCAGAUUCCAAAACUGGCAAAAUCGAAUCCUUGUUGAAGCAGUAUCCUGAUACCUUAACUUCAACCAUGAACGAAUUGGUGCCCGUGAAAGUCAGCUAUAACACUUUUUGGUAUAGAUAUUUUGCCAAUGAUGAUAAAUUGAAAAGCAUGGAAAAGCAGCGUAGGGAGCUUUUGUCUAGGGAGAAACAAGAGAGUGAAAUUUCAGGAUCAACAGGUAAAGGUGGUGGCGAUGACGAUGAAGAUUUCAAAUGGGAUGAUGAAGAAGAAGAGGAAGAACUUGAGGAGGAUGGUGAGGAUGAAACUCAUACUACACCAACACAAGAGGAGGAAGAAGUGCUGAAGAGUAAAGAGCACACUCAAUCUGCUGAAACUGAAGAUGAUGAUGGAGAAGAUGAAGAUGACGAUUGGGAGUAA
Messenger RNA from Lodderomyces beijingensis, 1086 nucleotides. Lineage: Eukaryota; Fungi; Ascomycota; Pichiomycetes; Serinales; Debaryomycetaceae. The record is from the annotation of a GenBank genome assembly.